AUGCCUCAUGUUGGUGUCGUAGGUGCUGGUUUGGCUGGGCUUAGAUGCACGGAUAUUCUCCUUCAACAUGGAUUUAACGUGACUUUGAUUGAAGGUCGGAAUCGACUUGGCGGCCGAGUACACCAAAGACAGCUGCCAUCAGGACACAAGGUUGAUGCCGGUCCAAACUGGAUUCAUGGGACUGAAGACAAUCCUAUUCUGGAUCUGGCCAAAGAGACCAACACCGAAGUAGCUUCAGUACAAGGAAAGAGCUCCAUCUUUGACAACACCGGGAGACAGAUUCCCACUGCCGAUGUCAUCGCUUAUUCUGGCAUCAUGUGGGAUAUUGUGUCGGCUGCGUUCGCGCACAGCAAUAAACACUCCGCAACCAUCAGUCCAGACGAAAGUCUCUGGGACUUCUUCCAGAAAGAGGUACCCAAACGAAUACCGGAUAGCAGCCCAGAUUUUGAGCAAAAAAGGAAAUUCGUAUACGAGAUCGCAGACCAGUGGGGCGCCUUCGUGGGUAGCCAUAUCUUCACACAGAGUCUGAAAUUCUUCUGGCUUGAAGAGUGUAUAGAAGGAGAGAACCUAUUCGUUACAGGUACAUAUGAAAAGAUCCUUCAACUUGUCGCAAAACCGGCUGUUGAAGGCGCGAAUAUCAAAUAUGAGACAAUAGUCAACAAGAUCCAGACUAUUAACGAUGAGGACGGGGUGCUAAGAGUCCAUACUGAAGGUGGUGAGCUCUUAGAAUUCGAUGAAGUUGUACUUACCGCGCCUCUUGGCUGGUUGAAACAACAUACCGAUGCCUUUGAGCCACCAUUACCGUGGAAGCUCACGAAAGCCAUCAAAAAUAUAGGCUAUGGCUGCCUCGAGAAGGCUUAUAUUAGUUUCCCAAAGGCGUUUUGGCUCCCUACGCAUCAGGAGGAUCACACCGUCGGGGGGCUUAGCCAAAUGCUCUCACCAAGCUAUGCCACCAGUUCGAACCCGCAAAAGUGGAAUCAAGAGUUUCUCGAGCUGGCUUCUCUUCAUCCCACUGCUGCACCGCCAACACUGCUCUAUUAUUUCUAUGGCGACCAGUCAAAAUUCAUUACGGGUGAGCUGGCGAAACUCGCUUCUGAGGAAAAGAAAGACGCUUUUCUGCUUGAGUGGUUUAAACCAUAUUACUCAUUGCUUCCCCAUUACGACGAGAAAAAUCCGGAUUGCCAGCCCACUGGUUGCUACGCUACCGAAUGGCUUAACGAUGACCUCGCCGGGAACGGCAGUUACAGUAAUUUCCAAGUCGGCCUUGAAGAGGGCGACGUGGACAUCGAAACCAUGAGGGAGGGUCUUCCAGGCCGAGGUCUUUGGCUGGCUGGUGAACAUACAGCACCAUUCGUAGCCUUGGGCACGGCCACAGGUGCGUACUGGAGUGGGGAAUCAGUCGGCAAGAGAAUCGCGCAAGCCUACUCUAGAGGAGAAGGUGGCGUGACCGUCUUUGCUUGA
This is a messenger RNA of Hypoxylon fragiforme, 1461 nucleotides long. Its product is annotated as FAD/NAD(P)-binding domain-containing protein. Bases 1 to 1461 code for a protein of 486 amino acids. Lineage: Eukaryota; Fungi; Ascomycota; Sordariomycetes; Xylariales; Hypoxylaceae. The record is from RefSeq and is a predicted model, not a curated record. Gene Ontology annotation, molecular function: oxidoreductase activity. The transcript is spliced from 3 exons.